CGCCGCAGCGCCGCCUGCCGGCCGGAGCCGGCCCUCCGAGACGGGCGCGGGCACUGCCUGGCUGAAGAGCGCCCCAGGCGGCGUCUGCGCGGCCGCGCCCUCGUGCCCGCGCGUGCCCGGCCCGACGGGGGCCAGCCCGGGGUUGCCCGGGGGAUGGGGCAUCCUCAGCGGCCUGCUCCCAGCUCAGCUCCCACCUCGUCUGGCGCGGGGCCCUCAGCCCGUCGCGGCCCACACGCAGCCCGGUGCCGUGCGAAGGGUAACGGAGGGCGCCCGGUGUCCCUCCAGCCUUGGCUUUGGGUGCCCUCGCGUGUCCCCUCUCCCGGGCUCUUCUCGGUGCGGGCCGGUCCUUUCAGUCGCCUCGUGCGGAGCCUGUCCCGUCGCCACCGCCCGCCCCAGUCUUACUGGGAACCCCCAGCCGUGAGUCGCGGAGCCGGGGCGCCUGACCCGGGUUGGGAGGACCCUGCUGCUGGGCAGCGUGUGUUCCCAUGGGGCCAGAAUCCGGGCGCUGGAGCCUGCGGCGGACGGAGGGUCCCAGCGCCCAGGCUCCAGCCCAUCGGGAGCUCUGUAUCGCUGUUUGCCCCUCUUUCUGCUCCGUCUUUUUUCAGUUGGGGUAUUCUGAAUGAAAAUAUAACAUCGGUUUACAUAAUGGUUUUAGUCCUCUUUUCUCUCCUGUUAUUUUGAUUGCCUAACAUUUUCCUUGCUUUUUGACUUCUGCUACGUAUUGAACAGAAGUUUUCAGAACUAUCCACGGUGACGUCAAGGUCUUUUCCCUGAGUGCUUACAUUUCCUUUAGAUCCCAAAAACGUGUAUACAUAGGUUAAAUUAUUCCUUACUGUGGGCAACCUUUCAUUUGCCAGUGUAUCUUCUCUGCCAUCAUACUGCCCAGUCAGCUAGUUUUGUUCCUCACAGUCUUGCCUCGCCUUGACUAAAAUUAAAUAAUCUUGUGUCAUUAACAGAUAUUGUCACCUCCCUGUCACCCCUUAUUCCAGACUGCUUACAUGUUAAACCACUCCAGUUCUAAUACAGAUCUUAGGGCAACUCACUGUUAACCUUUUGCCAUUAGUUCAAACUUCUUGUUUUCUGUUUCCUCGCUGUCAAUAUCUAAUGAGAUAAAACUUCACCUCUCAUCCCAUGGCUACUUAGUUUUCUUAAGAGCCUCUUGUAAGAGACUUUGCAUAAUUAGCACAGGAAAAAUAUCAAAUUCUGUUAUGAGAUGUAAAUACAGAAGUAUGGCUUCCCAAAGUCGCUAAUCAACAGAACUGUUUUCAUGCCAAAGAGAAAGGGGAGCAGCAGCAGUUCUUAGGUGAUGCUCUGGCACACCGAUGAUUCAUGGAAUUCCUAGUCUGCAGAAUGUUUGUAAAAUGAACAAUAAGUGAUUGGGGUGUAUUUGAUGUGAUAUGGCGCCACAGAAAGAUCUGUCUCAUAUCUUAUAAAGUGCCCCACAAAAUGACUCAGUGGGAGAUCUGCUGUUCGACAGAAUCUGUUGCUACUGGCACAGGAAAGAAACCUUCCAAGCAGCAUGUAAGGAGAGCUGUUCUUCCUCUCCCUGAAAAGAAAAUGGAGAUGGUUCUUAACUGUAGAUGGGCUCUUGAUACUGCUAUUCAACCCUAAUAUCCCCAGAAAGAGGGACUAGGACUAGACUGUCAUUCCAAAUGCUAAGCAGAGGAACCCACUGGUUCACUAGGGCACAACACCAUUCAAUACAAAAAAGCUGCACAAACAGGGAGACCUAUUUGUACCCUUCUUUUGUCCCUAAUCAAAUUGGCUUUUUGUUACUCAGAACACACACCCACUAUUUGCAGCCACAUACUCCAGGUGGAUUCAGCAGGCUUACAAUUUGUGAGGGUCUCUCCAAGUAAGAAAAGGGCUCCAAACUGGCAAAGGAACCAUGACUUGUCCAAAUUCCAGAGAGGAAGAUUGGGCAGUGAGUUACCUCUCCUACUGCUGAAUUGGUUUAGUAAUUGUUUAGCUGCCUCUCUUUCUUGUGCUGCUGAAGGAGGUUGCUGGAUUAUGAUAGAACAUAUCUUUUUUAUACUGCACAGGAAUAACAGAUUCCUUUAUUAUGUGGGCAGCGUGAGAUUUCAGAGUCCUUAACUCUUCAUAUCCUUGAUUUUAAGUAGUUGGCACUUAAAUUAGGUGAUAGGUAACUAUACUGUUGUCAUUUAGCAACCUUAACUGGCUUUGGAAAGCAUUUUUAUUGGGUUUCAGCCAGAACCCUAAAGUUUAAAUUGUGAACAUAAAUCCUACAUUUACAUGUGAAAUGUGGAGUUUGAACAUAUUUUGUGCAUGAAGUUUAGGAUCCUAUGUUGAAUCAUUUGGCCGUAACAUUUUUGCAUUGUAUUAAUAUGAUUAUUUUAUUUUUGACUGUGUCCAAAAGCUUCCCAGGCCCUUCACAGAACACAGAGAAAGGCAGAGCACCUGGCCAAAAGUGCUUCCUAUCUAAUUUUAUGCAUUCCACCUUUUCUUUGUGAAAUACAGUGAAAUGCUUAGAGUACAGUGCAAUAGGUGAACAAAUCUGUGUUUUAUAUGCUUUAUACGGAUUUGAGGCCAGACCUGUAUUCAGUUAUACACAAGUGUGUGCAACUGAGAUGUCAAUCUCACCGUCUAUGUUCAGGCAGAUAUUUAGGAUGACUCCUCCUACUUUUGCUCAUUUCCUUGAAAUCUUUGUGUUUCUGAACCCAUUGAGUAAUAAAGGGAGUAUUUAGCGAAGUAUGACUUAGAGCCUGCUGAACUUCCUUGUUAGUCCUGAAUUCCAGGCAGGCGCACCUGUCUGUCAGCAAAGACCUGGGUGAGGCUUUAGGCAGCUGCCAAGAUAGCCAGACCCUGAAGGACUUUAGAGAGGAAUCUGUUUUAUUUGGGUAUACGGAGAGAAAAUGGCAUAUCGAGACUUAGUAAGAGGCUGGCAUGAAGGAAUUCUGGCUAUGGAUAAGGGGGACUGGGACUCUGCCUUGAAAAUCUUCUCCAAUAUCGAAGAGCCAUCCUCCAGGAUCUAUUUCAACAUAGGCUGUGUGCAUCUCUUAACAGGGAACCCUGAGGGAGCCUUGCAGGCCUUUGAUAAAACAGUUACCAAGGACAACCAUCUAGCUGUUGGCUUCUUUCAAAGAGGGUUUGUCCAUCUGCAGUUAGCAAUGUAUGAAGAAGCUCUGUAUGACUGCAGCAUGGCCCUCACUCACCUAAGAAAUAACCCUUUCAUUGACUACAAACAACUGGGACUAAGGCACAUGCUCUGUGCCUGGGAGGUGCUGUACAAUACUGCAGCAGUGCAGUGCCGGCUUGGGCUGUGGCAGGAAGCUAGAAGAACCCUGGAGGAGGCUGUCAGACAGAGGCCUGAAGGAAGACCCACAAGCCUGGAUGCUGCCCUUGAGCGGGUGCAGAAUCAUCUCCUCCUGGAGCCCAUACAUGUUCCCCGGGGGGAAUUUUUCAGACCACGAAAGGAGGAAGUUGAGCAGCUGGAUUCAAAAGAUUUCCUGGGUAAACCCAAGGUUAUCUCCUCCGUCAUUCCCAAUGAUGAGUACAUCGGAUUUGAGCCUCUCAGGCCACAGAGACAGGGCUUUUACGAACCCAGUGUCAAUGCUGUGCGAGACCACGACUCAGGUUACUAUCGAGUCGUGACUCAUUAUUACCCGGAGGACUCCGAAGAGAUGGCAGUGAAGGGCAGCACUAUCAUCUUUGUACUAAAUAAAGGGGCAGAUGGCUGGGCUACAGCCAUAUGUGACGGACAGAAACUGCGUAUACCGACCUCUCACCUGGAGCCUGUUCAUGCCCCCAAGGCUGAUAAAUGGAAAGUCAGUAAUGGGAUCCCGCUUCCCCCUGUUAAAGUACCCCCCAACCGGCCCCACUUGCAGGAAAUGGACCAGCAGCAGCCAGGACCUGCUGAGGGAGAAGACACUGCUGCAAAUGAUGCUGAUCCGCAAGCAGACUCGCAGGUGCAAUGUUCCCCAAUGUCACAAACCAUUAAGGCUAUAAAAUCACUGGUGCCAAAGGUCCCACUGGCUCAGGACAAAGCAUCCUCCAGCGAGAACAGAUCCAUCCUGCUGAAAGUCCACUGUGACUAUACAGUUAAAGUGAACAAGGCCCUGACCUUGUCAGACCUCAGGUCUCUGCUGCGGGAGACAUUCAGCCAGCAGGCAGAGCUUGGGAAGCUGAGCUGCAGGCUUUCAGACAGCAAAGAGUUCAUUGUGAUUUCGGGAGAAGAGGAACUGGGGAAGAUGUGGCAGCAGGUGACAGAUGGGAGGCUGACACUCUGGUGCCAGGGCACAGAUGCCUGUUCAGACAGACCUGUUCUCUACAGGAUGGUAGCACAUCAUGGUUACACAGCGCAAAGGCCUGAGGAUCUGGAAUUCAAUGAAGGAGACACACUGGACAUUCUCUCUGAAGUGAAUGAGGAAUGGCUUGAAGGCCAUUGCAAUGGCAACUUUGGCAUUUUCCCCAAGUGCUUUGCUGCUCAGGCCAGCAUUGGGGCUGCCCUCCCUUAGAGAAGAGAUGCUUCUUCCUGCCAGACUCCACAAGAAGCCAGCUGGGCUCUGGACCCCACCUCACCUUACUCAUGUCUCCCACAGAACAGGAGAAGCUUGCGAUAAUUCAUUCAGGUCUGACCAUCGCCAGCCCUGCUAGGUAUUUAAUGAAGCUGCCCACACAGGACGCUUCCCAGUGUGGGACCCCAUUAUCCAGAAACCCAGCAGGAUUAGUUUCUGUAGCAGAAAUAGCAUUUUCUAUGGCAUGUGUCUGGCCUCAGUAUAAUAAUAGAAGUGAGAUGACAGGUCUGACUGGGGAGUGGGGGAGGUGGGAUCUGGGUGCAAGGCAUGGGGUGGUGUCUCAUGAAGGACACUCUGAGAGGUGCUGA
Molecule: messenger RNA, 4843 nt
Organism: Chelonia mydas (Green sea turtle)
Lineage: Eukaryota; Metazoa; Chordata; Testudines; Cheloniidae
Gene: NOXA1
Product: NADPH oxidase activator 1
Exons: 15
Coding region: 2874-4475 (533 amino acids)
Biological process (GO): superoxide anion generation
Molecular function (GO): superoxide-generating NADPH oxidase activator activity; protein binding
Source: RefSeq, a predicted model, not a curated record